AUGGCGGUGCCCGCCGGGACCACCCCGCGCAGCGCCGGGACCUCCGCGUGGGACCCAGCGGGAGCCUGCGGUGGGACGCGGUCCCAGCGGACCCUCCUCCGCGGUGGUAGGCGAGUGGGACGGAGCAGACCCGCACCUGUGGGCAGGCGGUGUCCGCCAUCCCCAGUGCGGUGCGCUCCCCACCGGGGCCGGCUGCGCUCAGCCGGGGAUGCGGAGCUGCCAUCGGUCGGGCAGCGGUGUCAGCCUGUGUCCCGCCGGCUAGAUCGGUGUGCCUAUGAGCCGGAUAGAAACGUGCUGCGAAGGAAAGAAUGGGAAAGGAGAAAUCAGGAGGCCCAGCAGGAGGAUGGCACAUUUAACACGAGUUACUCCCUCUUCAGUGAACCGUACAAGACUAACAAGGGGGAUGAGCUCUCAAACCGCAUCCAGAAUACACUGGGCAACUAUGAUGAAAUGAAAGACUUGUUAACUGAUCGAUCAAACCAGAGUCACCUUGUUGGGGUUCCAAAACCUGGGGUUCCUCAGACGUCUCUCCCCAAGCCCGACGAACAUCUUAUUGCAGAUUCGAGACCUCCACCUCCUCCUCCCAUUUCCAGCACUACUUCUUCCACACCAGCAGCCCUACCUGCCCAGCAUACCAAAAGUGCCACAAUGGGUUGGCAGAAGGCUGGGCACAAUGCCACUUCGGAUGGCCAGCAGAGAGCGAGCAAGCAUGGGCAUCGGUCGCUAGAGUCACACAAGGGUGACUUCAAACUGGCAAACCAAAAAUCCAGUCUGGAGAAACUAAAACGCUACAUAUCUAGUCCCACUUCCUCCUCCUCCUCAUCCAACAGUGCUCAGCAAAGUUCACUGAGGGCCACGCUAGGAGAAAAUGUCAACCGAGCACAGCAGCCGGCAAAGCUCAACAGUAGCUCUGAAGGAGGAGCUCAAGUGCAAGAGAGGCCAGCAAAGCACAGCAGUGGGCACUGUGUCCAAAACUUCCCGCCCUCUCUUGCUUCAAAGCCCAGUCUGGUUCAGCAGAAACCAACAGCAUAUGUAAGGCCAAUGGAUGGUCAAGACCAGGCUCCUGAUGAGUCUCCAAAGCUGAAGUUACCAGCAGAGACGACCAAGUCAUAUAGGGGAGUGCCUUCUAACAAGUCUGACUCGUCCAGGACUAAGUCAAAGAUAACCAAGUUCAGCAUUCCUAAGCAAGAAGAGGACAGUGGAACAGGAGACAAUAGCUGCAUUGAAGAAAUAUUGCGGGAGAUGACCCAUUCAUGGCCUCCACCACUGUCAGCUAUUCAUACACCAGGAAAGGCAGAACAAAGCAAAUUUUCCUUCCCAAACAAGGAGUCACAACAGGGAUCUACAGGACACAGCAAUACAAGGAAAAGUGAUGUAGAGCCAAAGAGUCCAGAGAAAAGCGCAACUCAUACAUCAAUGCUAGAAGAUGACCUCAAGUUAAGCAGUGACGAAGAAGAGAAUGAGCAGCAGGCAGCACAGAGAUCUGCUCUCCGCGUUCUAUCUGACAGCAGCCUCGUGGUGCCGCAAUCUAACACCCGAGCCUCAGGACUCUCCAGCAAGGGGUCAAGCAGUAGCAGCUCCAGUGAAUCCGAGACCAGCUCAGAGUCUGACUCGGAGAGUGAAAGCAGCUCCAGCGAAAGUGACGGCAGCAAGCCCUCUCAUUACUCCAGCCCAGAGCCUGAGCCACCCUCAUCCAACAAGUGGCAGCUGGACAAGUGGCUGAAUAAAGUCACUCCACAUAAAGCACCCAUCUUGACCCACCAUGAGGGCCCAGCACUGGAGGCCCAUCCCUACUACGGCUGUGUGAAGGCAGAACAGCAGGAGAGCGAGAAGAUCCCAGUUGCUGGCUCAGCUGAGCAUCGCAGUGGGGAAGGUCGUGCCAUCGCCACCGCCGCCACUGCCACCACUACUGUUGGGGACGGACCACGGCCUAGAACUGCCAACAAAGCACCGGGCAGCAAGGGCAGCCGGCAAAAGUCACCUCCUGCUGCUGACGGUGGGCCUCCGAGGCGGGCAGCAGGGAAGAAGGCACCACGGCGGGCCGAGAGGACCACUGCUGGGGACAGCCCCCACUGCCCCGGUGCGGAGGAGCCCCUCAGGAACCACAGCUUUGCAGAAAGCACUCCUGGUGCCGAGGCACCAAGGGCCUGGCCCGGCAGCAGCAGCGGCGGUGGCUGCAGAGCAGGGCACCGCCGGGAGCCUCGCUCAGCCACAGCUGGUGAGAAGCGUCGGGCUCGGGGCCCAAGCAAAACGGCACCCAAAUCCAAGGAGUUUAUAGAGACUGAGUCUUCGUCCUCAUCAUCCUCCUCUGACUCAGGCUCUGAGUCAGAGCGAGAGGAGCCCCCACUGCCCAAGGCACCAGCAGUGGCUGGGGCAGAGCCACGCGCCAAGGACACAGGGACCGGUGCCACCAGCAAAUCCCACAGUGGCUGCAGUGCCUUUGGCUCCAUUAAUGCAAGGACUAGUAGUGAAAUAGCAAAGGAGCUGGAGGAACAGUUUUACACCCUGGUUCCUUUCGGUAGGAAUGAGCUCCUGUCUCCUCUGAAAGACAGUGAUGAGGUAAAGUCACUGUGGGUCAACAUUGACUUGGCUCUUUUGUCCAGGAUUCCUGAGCGUUUGCCUGAAGAGUCACUGGCCAUGAGCGCUGGAACAAGCCAGGCGGCCAGCCUUCCACAGGGUAGUAGUGCUGACUCCCCCACAGAGAAGAGUUUUCCAAAAUCUAGAAGGAAACGCAAGUGUGAGAAUGAGGAAGAGUGCAGAGACAUCAAGAAGACUCACUUAGAGCGAGAGAGUUCUUCACGAUUAGCUGCCUCUGCCCAUAGCACCACAACAGCAAAUCACUGCAAUAUGAAUGAAAAUAGCUUGGCAAUACCAAUAAAUAAAAAUGAGAAAAUGCUUCGGUCACCCAUCUCUCCUCUCUCUGAUGCAUCAAAACACAAAUACUCCAACGAUGAUUUAACUUCCUCCAGCAGACCUAAUGGCAGCAGUCUAUUACCUUCCAUCUCCUCCAGCAAAAAACAUAAGGGUGAAAUCCAGUCACAGACACAUCCCGGAGACUUCAAUAAAGCAAUUCACAUCAAUUCAGAAAACGUUCUUCUCAGCAAUAAGCCACAGUCCCAAACAGAGCCUUGGUCACCUCUGUCCAGCACACCCAGAGACUGCAGAAGGACAAAGCUUAUCUUUGAUGAUAUGCCACGCAAUGCAGAUUACUUUAUGCAGGAAGCUAAACGGAAGAAGCAUAAAGCAGAUGCAAUGGUGGAAAAGUUUGGAAAGGCACUGAAUUAUGCAGAAGCAGCACUAUCGUUUAUUGAGUGUGGAAAUGCAAUGGAACAAGGCCCAAUGGAAUCUAAGUCACCUUAUACAAUGUAUUCAGAAACAGUUGAACUCAUCAGGUAUGCAGUGAGACUAAAAACCCACUCAGGCCCCAACGCCACACCAGAAGACAAACAGCUGGCAGCAUUAUGUUACCGCUGCCUGGCCCUUCUGUAUUGGAGGAUGUUCCGACUCAAGAGGGAUCAUGCGGUCAAGUACUCGAAAGCACUUAUUGAGUAUUUCAAGAAUUCAUCAAAAGCUGCCCAGAACCCAUCUCCUUGGGGUGCCAGUGGAAAGAGCACAGGAACUCCAUCACCCAUGUCCCCUAGCCCUUCUCCAGUCAGCUCUGUAGGAUCCCAGGGGAGCACAGGGGCACCUUCCCCUUCUCCUAUCAUCAGCAUCCCACAGCGCAUCCAUCAGAUGGCUGCGAACCACGUCAGUAUCACCAACAGCAUCCUGCACAGCUAUGACUACUGGGAGAUGGCUGACAACCUGGCCAAGGAAAACAGAGAUUUUUUCAAUGACUUGGAUGCAUUGAUGGGCCCUGUCACCUUGCACAGCAGUAUGGAGCAUUUAGUUCAGUACACGCAACAAGGACUUCACUGGGUGCGGAACAGCGCUCACCUGUCAUAA
Molecule: messenger RNA, 3945 nt
Organism: Colius striatus (speckled mousebird)
Lineage: Eukaryota; Metazoa; Chordata; Aves; Coliiformes; Coliidae
Gene: AFF3
Product: ALF transcription elongation factor 3
Exons: 21
Coding region: 1-3945 (1314 amino acids)
Biological process (GO): regulation of gene expression
Cellular component (GO): super elongation complex; nucleus
Source: RefSeq, a predicted model, not a curated record